This is a messenger RNA of Plasmodium yoelii, 759 nucleotides long. RefSeq names its product conserved Plasmodium protein, unknown function. The transcript has a single exon. Lineage: Eukaryota; Apicomplexa; Aconoidasida; Haemosporida; Plasmodiidae. The coding region runs from base 1 to 759 and encodes 252 amino acids. The record is from RefSeq and is a predicted model, not a curated record.
AUGCGCAUUUUUUUUGCUUUCCAUAUUUUUUUGUUUUUUUUUUUCACAAAAAAUAUAGCUUGUAUAGUAAAUACCAAAGUAGCAAAAGGAAAACGAUUUUUUAUUAACAAUGGUUGGUGUAAAAAAGUAAAAUAUUUUUAUUUAAAUUCAAAUAAAGUUAGAAGCAAUGAAGAAAAGAGUACCAUUUUGGGUGGGGAAUUGAGAAAUAUUAUUAUUCCCCAUUUUAGAAGAAACAUAUAUAAUGAGCCUAAAAAUGUUGUUUAUAAACAAAUAUAUGAAAAAACUUAUCCAUUUAAAAAAUAUUGUAUUGGAGAUGAAUAUUAUGGAAGAGUGUUAAGUGUAAAUUGCCAAAAAAUAAAACUUGAUAUUUUAUGUGAUAGAAAAGCUUGUUUAAAUACAUCAGAAUAUUUCAGUUCAAUAAAAUUAUGUAAAUAUAUAGAUUCAAUAAUAAAUAUACAUGAUAUAAUAAAAAUAAAAAUAAAAUUUAUACAAAAAAUUUAUCAGAAAAUAUUUGUACAAAUAAGAAAAUAUUCAAUAUCAGAAAUAUUAUCAUCUUUUCAAAAUGAUCAAAAUUUAAUAAAUUCAAAAAUUUUUUACAUUGGUCAUAAUUAUGCUUUAGUAUAUAUUGCUCCUAAAAUACAUGCAAAGUUAAUUAUUCAUAAACAAAAUAAAUACAAACUUGGAGAUAUAAUUCCAGUCAAAAUACAUUUUUUUAAUUCAGAAAAAAAUGAGUUAUAUGUAUUAGACCCAUACGACUAG